This is a messenger RNA of Xyrauchen texanus (razorback sucker), 3686 nucleotides long. RefSeq lists its product as uncharacterized. The record is from RefSeq and is a predicted model, not a curated record. Lineage: Eukaryota; Metazoa; Chordata; Actinopteri; Cypriniformes; Catostomidae. Bases 1905 to 2510 code for a protein of 201 amino acids. The transcript is spliced from 5 exons.
UGACUCUUGAUUCCAUGAUAAGGUAAGGUUUAGGAAAUUACAUUUAAAUUACUUUGAAACUCUGAAGCGAUUAUACAGUAAUAUAUGUCAAAUAUAUAGAAUUAUUUUAUGUCACUUAGGUGAAAAUUGUUUACGUUUCUUUGAUUUAUGCACAUUUGAGACAUGCACCAACAAACCAAAAAGAAUUCCUUUUGUAAAACUUACUUGGCAAUAAAUAUCUUUCUGAUUCUGAUUAGGUUUUAAAAUAGAUAUUUAAUUCAUGGUAUGAACAAUUUAGCAGAAUAAAUUGAUGAAGUUAGACUUUUCACCAAUGCCUGUAUCAGUGAACAGUGAAAGAUAUCUGCAACAUGGGCAAAAUCUUGGGUAUACUUUAUAUUUUUUUUAUUAAUUUGCAACCAUGGUGAUAUCUAUCAUAAACAUGAAAAUCCCUGUUUUGACGUGAAGGAUAAACUCAAUGAAAAAGCUAAAUUAUCCUCUGGUUUCACAGUUGCGCAGAAAUUUCGUUUAUGUCUUUACAUUUUUUCCAACCUCGAUUUAUUUGUUUUUUUUACCUUUUGUAGGUAAGGGAUUCAUUUGCAAUUAUGACCUGUACAAAUGUAUAAGAAAGUGUUAAAGUCCCUGUAAAAAAAUCUAAACAUAUUAUAAAUGUAUUGCUAAAACACAUUACAAAGACUGUGAACUGUGAAGUACUGAAUAGCCUAAGUGCAAAAGCGUAGUGACGAACUUCCGCUGUCGCCAGAACUCGGCAUAUUUGUUUCCGGUUUACUUGCGUGUCGCCCAAAAUGUCUGUUUUAACUCGAUGUCUCCAGGAUCUUCCAAUAAUUAGUGUCAGCGAUGUUCAUGGCAUUGUUGAUGCCUGGUCCCCUGCUCCGACAAGCAAGAGGGACAAGGGCUUUAAACUCUACAUAUCGAGUUAUCUGCACAACUACAAGGGUAAGUAUUUUAAUCUAAUGUGGUGUGCCGGCAGAUAGCGGCUAAGCUAGUUCGCCACGUGUUCAUUAUUAAUGUAACGUUAGUAUAGAAGCUUGUUUUUUCUUAGUUUUAAAGCAGACUGUUUGUUAAUUUUUGUGAUAAUUGUAAUAUCAAUUAUAUUAACUUGCUCUCCUCUCAUUUUCUAAUAAAGAUCAGGGCACAGGUGAAGUCACUGUCAGGGCAUUGUGCUACAGGUCCAUGAGGAAAACAGAUAAACCUCACAGUUUGAGUGUAUGGUGAAGCUAGAAUUGAUAAGACCUCAGUUAUAGGCUUGUUACUUUAAUAGCCCGGUGUUCCUGGGGAUUUAGCAAAGGUAAUUCAUGUUUAUAAUAACUCUUAAAUAAGUAGGUAAUGAAAAGAGUGGCUAAAAUUGGCAGGUGAGUUUACCUUGCUGGUCCACAUUUGGGUUACUGAAUGCCUUCUUGUUCAUGUUAUAAGCUUGUUACUUAUUAUAACCAGGUGUUCCCGAUGUUCCUGGGGACUCGGCUAAGGUUAUUCACGUUUAAUGUAACUCAAAUCAAAUGAAAACAGUUAUUGUAGGCAGGUAAGUUUCCCUAGCUGGUCCCCUCUGGGUAAAAUGCGUUCUUAUUCAAGUUUUCAACACAGUCAUUCGUUUAAGAUGCAAUCUUGUGUUAUAAGUAUUAGGCUAUCAUGAUUAUACAGUGAGCAAGCUAUAUAAAUAAGUAUUUAAUAUAAUAAAAGUGUAGAGAAACAACCGAGUGUGUAAGGUAAAGGCUGAAUAUUGUAGAUUUAUUACAAUAUGUUGCAUGUUUGAAUUAAAAUACCUGUGGAUAUGCAACUUCCCACUCAUGAAAGUUUUAUGUUAUUCAAAGGAGCACACUCUACAAAGGCCUGACUGGAGAUUUGCCUGAUCUAUCCGUCCUUCAGGUGACAGCGGCUCACUUCAAGAGCAGGUGAAGCAAGUUGGGACAAUGUUGAAGACGUUUGCUCGCACUGGGCAAUCAGGUGCAGAUCAAACCCUAAUGCUGCAACGUCUUGGAGAGUUUGGUGAUGUUGUGCGUAGCAUGGACAACAAAAUGGACACUAUGCUGCAACAUUUCAGUGCCAAUGUGUCGGUUGGAGAGUUAUCCCUGCCAGGGGAUCUGUUACUCCCCCUAGACACCCAGGAAGAUUUGGCGUUGCUUGACAACAGUUUGAGGCAGGAUAAAGAGUUCCAGCAACGAUUUCUUCGGUUUUUGGCAAUCAAAUGUGGGAGGGACCUAAAGACAACCGUGUGGCGAAUGCUUCAGAGUAUCUUCUCUAAUCACCUUUCCAUCAAUACAACCUGGACUGGUGUAGGGGAUAAAGCAUGUUUUAGAGACAUGUUCCUGAAGACCAUUGUUCAAAGAGCCAUCCGGAAGAACUCGGCAACCCAGGAUGCCACUGAUGAGGCGAUCCAGGUUAACGUUACGCGUUACCUGAAAGGAGCAUCUGAACGUGAAGGUGGAAAAAGGCGCCGCACAUCUGAACCUAGGCUGACUACUGACACCCAAGCAUCACUGACAACUGGAACCCUUUCUUUAUCCUGCAGUCAGUAACAUCAAGACCCAUAAAAAAGCCUGCUAAAAGUGUCAGACUACACUCACCCAAUCCACACUGUUCACUGUGGAAAUUGCUCUUUUUUUUUCUUCAUGACCCUGCUUUGAGGGCAGCUCCUUGGAUGAAUAUGGGAUGGUUUGUCCUUUUAUACAGGCGCACGAGGAAUCACUGAAGAUAUGCCAAUUUGCACUGCCUCAUUCUGGAGGUCUGGGAAAACCGGUAAUUCAUAGCCCACUACGCCACGCAGACCCCAACCACUCCAGACAUUCUGAUUGGCUGUGUUCUCUACAGCCAGAUUUUCUGCUGUUAAUUGUAUUUGUUCCCACUUGUUGUCAUGUGUAAGUUGAAUGUCAAAAGUUAUAUUAUACCUGUUAUCCUGCACAUUCCUUGAUACCAAAGAUCUCAAUUAUUUCAUAUACAAUUUGCUGCUUAUUUCAUUGUUACAGUGCUUAACUAUUCUAUUUUUAAAUAUAGCUUGUAAAUCCUAGAUUAUACAUCUAAUACUUGAUAUCAGCACAUUAUCUGGUAUCAAAUAUUCUUCUUACCGUGACUUUGGCUUAUUUCAUUCCGUCAGUGCUUAACGAUUCUAUUAUAGUUUGUAAAUCCUAUUUCAUGCCUGAUAUUUGAUAUUGCACAUUAACUAGUACCAAAAAUUCUCCUUUCAUUUCAUCAGUGUGCUUAACUGUUAUUCUAUUGUUAAAUAUAGCUUGGGAGUCCUAUUUCAUACCUCUGAUACUUGAUAUUGCACAUUACCUGGUACCAAAUAUUCUACUCAUUCCGUCACAGUGCUUAACUGUUAUUCUAUUGUUAAAUAUAGCUUGUAAAUCCUUGUGCCACAGGUCAGCAUUGCAGUUAUAAUGGUAUAUUCUACUCCACAGCUUUACUCUAAAUUAUUACCACUUAUCCUAUUGUUAGAAAUGACUUGUAAAUAUGAUGUUAUACCUCAAUUUAUUUGGUAUCCUGCACUUUCUUUGGUACCAAAUAUCCUCAUUGCUUAUGUUUACUGUAAUUCUUUUCAAUCCCAGAGCUGACCUCUUUAUAUUAUUAACAAUUAUUGUAAGUGUUACAAUAGUGUUUUUUACAAAAGUGUUUUUUUUUUACCAAAAUGUAAUUGGAAACCUGUAUGUUAUUUGUGUGUGUGUGUGUGUGUGUGUGUGUGUGUGUGUGUGUGUGUG